Messenger RNA from Python bivittatus (Burmese python), 2878 nucleotides. Lineage: Eukaryota; Metazoa; Chordata; Lepidosauria; Squamata; Pythonidae. The record is from RefSeq and is a predicted model, not a curated record.
CUUCCAUUUUAUCCUCACAGCAGCCCCAUGAAGUAGGUAAAUCUGAGAGUGAGUUGGGUCCAUUUCAUGGCUGCGGUGGGGAACUUCAGUCUGGGUCUUCCCAAUUACAAUCCUGUGCUGUAACUACUGGAUCCCACUAGCUCUUGAUCAAUGAUGGUUGGGUGUGUGUCAUUUUAAUAGCUGGAAUGCUGUUUGGGAGGAGAGAAGCUGAUUAACUUUAAUCACAGUACCUCUGAUUUAUUUGUUUCCUUUGUUUUAUUUAUUGUUCCUCUGCCCCAACAAGUCUUGAUCUCUUGGGACCACAUUCUCCAUGGCAUGAAACACUUGGGCUGGCCGGCCACCUUUAACCGCAUGAGGUGGGUUUUCCACAAAAGAUGGUAGGGAAACUCAAGCAGAACCUCUUGCUCGCCUGUCUGGUGAUUAGUUCGGUGACUGUCUUCUACUUGGGGCAACAUGCUAUGGAAUGCCACCACCAAAUAGAGGAGCGAAGCCAACUGACCCGCCUAGAGCCAGCCAAAGCAACCACAAGAACCAGCCAGAGCAUGAAGGAAAAUGCCACGCUGGCUUACAACAAAGACAUGCCUUUAAUAUUUAUUGGGGGAGUACCCCGGAGUGGCACCACCUUGAUGCGGGCAAUGCUGGAUGCUCACCCAGACAUCCGCUGUGGAGAAGAGACACGGGUGAUCCCUCGGAUUUUGGCUGUGAAACAGAUGUGGGCUCGGUCAAGCAAAGAGAAGAUGCGGCUCAAUGAGGCGGGUGUCACAGACGAGGUGUUGGACUCUGCCAUGCAGGCCUUCCUCUUGGAGAUUAUCGUGAAGCAUGGGGAACCAGCUCCUUACCUUUGCAACAAGGACCCCUUUGCCCUCAAGUCUUUAACUUACCUUGCCAGGAUUUUCCCCAAUGCCAAGUUUAUUUUGAUGGUCAGAGAUGGCCGGGCCUCCGUUCAUUCCAUGAUCUCCAGGAAGGUCACCAUCGCUGGCUUUGAUCUGAAUAGCUACAGGGAUUGCCUGACCAAGUGGAAUCGUGCCAUUGAGACCAUGUAUAACCAGUGCCUGGAGGCUGGUGUCGACCGUUGCAUGAUGAUGUAUUAUGAACAGCUAGUCUUGCACCCCGAGCAGUGGCUCAGGACGCUCCUCAAAUUUCUCCACAUCCCGUGGAAUCCUGCAGUUUUACACCAUGAAGAAAUGAUCGGGAAAGCCGGGGGAGUGUCCCUAUCAAAAGUUGAAAGAUCUACGGACCAAGUUAUUAAGCCAGUAAACGUGGAGGCCUUGUCGAAAUGGGUUGGAAAAGUCCCCAUUGAUGUCCUUCAGGAUAUGCCAGUGAUCGCACCAAUGUUGGGGAAGCUUGGCUACGACCCCUAUGCCAACCCACCCAAUUAUGGGAAGCCGGAUCAGAAAGUCCUUGAAAACACAAGAAGGGUUUUUAAAGGUGAAUUUCAACUUCCUGACUUCCUAAAAGGAAUGCCACAGAAACAGUUUCACAGCGUAUAUGGUGAUGGGCAGAGUGUCUUACUGUCCCUCUUUGAGCACAAUCUAUUUAGAAGCGGUCUGCCACAAGCCCUCUUAAAAUGAGUGCACAAAUAAAAGUGAAUUCAAGCAUAAUGUUGCUGGUGAGGAUGAGACCCUUGAAUGCUGAUAUAUUUGGAAGCUGAAUAUGGUGGUCUUUCUUGGAAGGAAACCCUUUGCAGUGGAAUUUUCUGACUCUGGGAAUGAAAAUGGAAAUUUCCAAAAUAUUGCAGAGUAAGAAAGAUGGAUACUUUUGUGGUAUCAAAUAAAUGGUUAAUAUCCUUCUUUUUAAACCAAGAGUCAGUCAGAAAAAAGACCAAACAUAUUGAUGAAUGAGGACCAGAGUACACAAAACCAAUUUUCAAGAUUUUGUAACCUAGUCCUUUGCUCACUGCAAUAAACCUGCCUACUCUGAAUCUGUGAGAAUCACUCUUUCUAAAUUGUGAGCUGUUGUUAGGGGGUUGACAUCCUUUGAAGUAGACCUAUAGCUCACUGAUAACACAUAUGCUGGUCGUGUUACCUUUUUUGAUUCCAGCAGCUAUAAGGUAGCUGGGCUAAGGAAUAUCCCUCUCUUAUUUGGGUUCUUAGUUGCCACUAGUUGGAGGAUCAAUACUAGGCAAGAAAGAUAAAUAAAGUGACUUGGUUAAAAUAACUAGUUUGUGUUGCUAUUAAUGGCAGAUAGAUCUGAUUUGUGGGGAAGAAUCAUGCCCUUUGGGGCAAGCUUGGUUGAAAGCUGUGCAACAGCACAACAGCAUUUCUCUUUUCCCAGAAACAAAAUCCAACUAACUGUGGAAACUGUGAGAUGAUUGAAGGUCUUGGUUCUUCUUUUUUGGUGGUGUAAAAAUGUCUCCUCCACUCAGUAGGAAAUAUGGAGCUAUCCUCAGUGACUGAUUCUGCUCUGCAUCAUCCCCUAGACUAGCCAUGUAAAUUGGGCAAAUCACUGGAUCAGUCCAGGAAGUGCUACAAAGGUGAAAUGGCCUCUGAAAAGAGCCUCACUACUAUGGGCAUAUGGCUCUGAAAAGAGAGAAAAAGCCAACAAUGACAGCCACUUCAUAUACUUUUAGAAAUGAGCAAAAACUUUAAUCUGCUCCAGAAGAGAGCAGUAAUAUUUAAUAAAAAUUGGGGCAUCAAUCUGUUAGUGGAAAUAUGCCCUGAGAGGAGGACAGUAAAACAGAUUAGAUUAACUACUAAUUUGCACAUUCUUAGUCUUGGCAUACUGGGAAGUUUUGUUUAGAUUCUUUACCUUGGACAGUCUUGUGUUUGAUUCAGAAUAUGGCUGUUCCACCUGACUGUGUACUAAGAUUGGGAAACAAAUGUGCAUGUACUAUGGAUUGCUCAAUCCUGAGGAGAUGUGCUGAAACCUUAUGUUUUCU